Messenger RNA from Pistacia vera, 2334 nucleotides. RefSeq names its product protein FAR1-RELATED SEQUENCE 5-like. Lineage: Eukaryota; Viridiplantae; Streptophyta; Magnoliopsida; Sapindales; Anacardiaceae. Gene Ontology annotation, biological process: regulation of DNA-templated transcription. Gene Ontology annotation, molecular function: zinc ion binding. The record is from RefSeq and is a predicted model, not a curated record.
AUGGAAGAUACAAGAAGUGCAGACGAGGAAUGGGAGCCUAAGCCUGGAAUGAUUUUUGAUUCGCUUGAUAAUCUUGUCCAACACUACAAAAGCUAUGGGAAUAAAAUGGGUUUCGAAGUUAUUAUACGAUCUUCAAAGAAAGGAUAUGAUGGAGAGGUGACAAAUGCGACACUAGCUUGUUCUUAUAUUGAGAAGUCGCGCAGUAACCCCAUAAAUGCUUUUAAAAUGCAUCCAGUGACAAAAACUGAUUGUAAGGCUCGAAUUGGUGCAGCUGUACAUUCUGACGGCAAAUGGAAAAUAUGUUCAAUUGUGUUUGAUCAUAACCAUGAACUCAGUAGUCUUACCAAAAGUAGAUAUUUCAGAAGCAAUCAAAUUAUACAACCAUACGUAAAAAGAAAGCUUGAAGUGAAUGAUAGGGCUGGGAUUAGGCCAAAUAAAAAUUUCAAUUCCAUGUUAGUUGAAGCAGGUGACGCUGAGAAUUUGCCUUUCCUACAGAAAGAUUGUAGGAACUACAUUGAAAAAGUUAGGAGGUUACGACUUGGUGUUGGAGAUACUUAUGCAAUCCAAAAAUAUUUUUUGAAAAUGCAAAAUGAGAAUUCUAAUUUCUUCUACAUAAUGGAUUUAGAUGAAGAAGGUCGAUUAAAGAAUGUUUUAUGGAGAAGUGGGGCUGCAUUUAAAGAGUUCGAUGAUGUUGUGACAUUCGACACUACAUAUUUGACCAACAAGUAUGAUAUGCCGUUUGGUUCUUUUGCUGGUGUUGAUCAUCAUGGUCAUUCGAUACUGUUAGGUUGUGGGUUAAUCUCCAACGAGGACAAAGUCACAAAGACAUUUGUAUGGCUUUUUCAAUCUUGGUUUGCAUGUAUGUUAAAUUGCGCUCCUAAAGCAAUAAUCACUGAUCAAGUUAAGGCAAUGCAAAAUGCAAUGGAGAUUGUAUUCCCUGGUACACGACAUAGAUGGUGUUUGUGGCAUAUAAUGAAUAAAUUGCCUGAAAAACUUAGAGGUUAUAGUCAAUAUGAACAGAUUAAGUUUUUUUUUUUUUUGCAAAAUGCUGUAUAUGAUUCAUUGACAUGUGAGGAGUUUGAAGAAAGUUGGAAUAGGUUCAUUGAUAAAUACAACCUUCACGAUAAUGAUUGGUUGCUUGGAUUGUACAAUGGAAGACGACGUUGGGUGCCGACUUUUGUAAAAGACUUUUGGGUAGGUAUGUCUACUACUCAACGCAGUGAAAGUAUGCAUGCAUUCUUUGAUGGAUAUGUUAAUUCAAAAACCACUUUAAAAAAGUUUGUAGAACAAUAUGAGAAUGCAUUGCGUGAUAAAGUGGAAAAAGAAAGGGAGGCUGAUUUUAAAUCUUUCAAAUCAUUGAUCCCUUGCAUAACCACUUAUGCUAUGGAGAAACAAUUCCAAGAUGCAUAUACCACUGCAAAAUUCAAAGAGUUUCAACAAGAGCUAGCUGCCAAGGCCUAUUGUGAUUUUUCUUCUUUCAAAGAGAUUGGUUCCUAUAUGGAAUCUAUAAUAAAAGAAAAUGUUUUGGUUGGAGAGACUCACCAUCGUGUUCCUUUUGUGGUUUGCUUUGAUGAAGCAACUUGUGAUGUUCGUUGUAAUUGUCGAUUGUUUGAGUUUAGAGGAAUUUUAUGUCGACAUGCAAUUGUGGUAUUGAUUCAUAAGCAAAUUUCUCAUGUACCAGAAAAUGUUGUAGCAGAUUUGACAUCAAACAAUGAGGAUGAUUGUAAUAUGGUGAAAGAAAUGAUCAAUGAUAUGAAGAACAAAUUGAUGUCAAAUAAAAGUGUCGGGAUUGAUAAAAGACCAAACAUGUCAGGUAAUAGUAGAAUGAUUUGUGAAGGUGGUGAUGAUACUUUGAAAGAAAGGAGUACUAAUAUUCUUACUCCACGGGCUGUUCGCAGCAAAGGUCGUCCCCCAUUCAAAAGAAAACAAUCAAAGGUUGAAAAAAUUGUUCAUAAAGUAAAAGGGAAGAAAUUACAACAACAAGAAGUUGCUAUGAGUUUGAAUCCUGGUCUCACACUUGGAUUUAAUCAAGCAACUCAGGGAUCAAAAGAACUUGAGUUUCAAGAAGUUGGAUGCUCAUGUUCAUUAGCUAAAGGGCAGCAGCUCCAGAUUUUUGGAGUUAGUGUAGUUUUUUGUGUGUUGGAUCUGCUCUUGAGGUGUUCUAGUGCUACAGCUUUGUUUUUGUUCUUUGCAGUAUUUGGGUAUGUUGGUUGUUGUGUGAUGGGUAGUGUUGGUGCAUGGCCAAACAAAGGAUUCUGGAGAGUUUUGUUUGGAGAUGCAGCAAUAGAAAACUACAUUUUUGCAGUUUCUAUAAGUAAGUUUGGAGCUGUGUAG